Molecule: messenger RNA, 711 nt
Organism: Acanthocheilonema viteae
Lineage: Eukaryota; Metazoa; Nematoda; Chromadorea; Rhabditida; Onchocercidae
Source: the annotation of a GenBank genome assembly
AUGGCCUUUACGCAGCCAAAAACAUCAGUGGAAAUACCGCUGAAAGAUAGUACCGAAAAUGAUAUGCAACGAUAUAUGCGAGAUUUCUGCGUAGAAAUCUGGAAUAUAACGCAACGCUGGGAAGAAUUAAAUGGAUCAACAUACAUUUUGCUGGAGAAAAUCGUUAACAACCGUCUAUGUCUUAUGUAUGCUCAAUCAGCUGACGUUAAGAAAGAAAGAGAUGUAGGAAAAAAAGAAUCGGAAUCUGAUCUAAGUGCUUUGUUGCUGAAUGAAAAAGAUAAUGGCUGUAGCACCACAAGUGUUGAAUUACAAAGAAACCGAUUGGAACAGAAUGAAAGUAGCAGAAUUACCGAAAAAAUUGUGCGAGAUGUGGAAGAAUUGGUGGAACUGGUCAAUGUGCAAAUGACUCGGAUGGUUGACGAACUCCAAAGCAUGCGUGAACGACUCGCAGGAUUGAAGAAAUUAGAAAAUUUACAAAGAGACAGACGAAAUCUGCCUCAUUUUCAAAAUCCUAAAUUGAAAGAAAUAAGUGAGAUUUUACCGCUUAUUGUAAAAAUGUAUCAGGAAGAGUUGAAAGCAAAACAUGCUGCACUUGAUGAUUUAGCAAAUUUCGGUAGCAGAGAUAUAUUUUUGGCUAUCAUGGCAUCCUGGUCUCAUCAGCCUUUUAUAGACCGUUCAACAUUGAGUCGUUUGUAUUCUCUUGUUGUUUAA